This is a messenger RNA of Sclerotinia sclerotiorum 1980 UF-70, 660 nucleotides long. RefSeq lists its product as hypothetical. The coding region runs from base 1 to 660 and encodes 219 amino acids. Gene Ontology annotation, biological process: protein phosphorylation; regulation of glucose metabolic process. The transcript has a single exon. The record is from RefSeq and is a predicted model, not a curated record. Gene Ontology annotation, cellular component: mitochondrion. Gene Ontology annotation, molecular function: pyruvate dehydrogenase (acetyl-transferring) kinase activity. NCBI's taxonomy places the organism in Eukaryota, Fungi, Ascomycota, Leotiomycetes, Helotiales, Sclerotiniaceae.
AUGUCGGCAACCUAUGGAUCUACCACGAUUAUGCCUGAGAUUCGGCUCGCGGGGCAUCUCGAAGCUACAUUCCCAUACAUUCUCAGUCAUCUCGAAUACAUAAUCGGCGAAUUAUUAAGGAACUCGAUCCAAGCUGUAGUCGAAAAGCAAAGAACUGGUCGUAACAUGAAUAAACCACCACCACCCAUAGAUGUAACAGUCUGCGAAGCACCUCAACACGUAAUAAUUCGAGUGUCAGAUCAAGGAGGCGGUAUACCGCGAGAUAUCCUUCCGUACCUCUGGGCAUUCAGCAAAGGACCGCGCAGCAACCAACGCCUCGAAAACCUCAACCAAGUCCCAAAAAUGGCAGCAACCAUGCAAGAACUACGGGUGACGGAUGAGGCAUUACCUGGACUUCAGGGAAGCGCAGAAACCAUCGGCAAUCAAGGUCCCAGCUCCACAUCCACACACGAAACAUCCCUCUCCUCGUUAACUAGCCGCCCUCCCAAUCUUCGAUUGGGUAUGGGUCUCCCCCUAAGCCGUGUAUAUGCCGAAUACUGGGCUGGGAGUUUGGAGCUGCACAGUCUAGAGGGAUACGGCUGCGAUGCAUUUUUACAGAUAUCCAAACUUGGGAAUAAGAAUGAGCAGUUGACCAUGAGAGCCAGUAUGGAUGCUAUAUAG